Molecule: messenger RNA, 1248 nt
Organism: Triticum turgidum subsp. durum (durum wheat)
Lineage: Eukaryota; Viridiplantae; Streptophyta; Magnoliopsida; Poales; Poaceae
Source: the annotation of a GenBank genome assembly
AUGGACAUCGCCAAAUUGUUUGACGAAUUCCAGUCGGAGACGGAUGCAGAGUCAGAGUCAGUGAUGGGUUCAGAUACCAAUGAGGGGAUGUCCAUUGUCAAAUCAGACAAGUUGAUAUUAGAUUCUGCAGAUCUCAUUCCCACCAGAUUAGAACAGUACUCGGUCCAGGAUCCUGAUCAUGAUGAGAUGGACAGAGGCAAACCAGGCACACUGUUAUCCAUGGAGGCCAAAGCCGCCGAGGCGGCGGCUCACGAAGCAUAUAGAUUUGCUUCAGAGAUCCGUUGCUGGGAAUCUGCAUGGAGCAAAACCUGCAAUUUCUUCACAGACACCACGGCGCUGAGUUCCAUGCAGUUUACACAUUACACACCUGGAAACAUGUCAUACCACCGUGUCGGCUCCACCCCGGAAACCUUGCAGAUCUUUUCCGUCAAACUCGCAAAGAUAGGUGGUGGUCUUGCGUGGCCAUUGUCUGUGUAUGGUGUGGUUGCCGCCCGUGACAUCGUGGAUCACAACCGCAACAUUCUCUUCUCUUGUAGUAGGAGCCAGGCCCAAGAACUGAGACAGGAUGAUCCCUUUUUGCACUUGAUUGGACCGUCUCGUGCAAUUGUAUUUAUGGACAUGGUUGACUUUGAAAUCCAACUAAAAGUAAAAGGUACAACAAAGUCUGAAGAUAAAGCAUUGAUCAGUUAUGUGUGCAAUUAUAAUGGAGGAUGUAGUCCUGGUGUAUCUACCUUAUGCAUUGAGAAAUUCUUCUGCACACUGGAGUUAUGCUUGCAGCGAAUUAGACGAACGGUCCAGGCUACUAUCUUGGGUGUUCAGGUAGUCAAAUAUGGCUCAUGGCCUUUUGAAUAUGGCGGCCGAGUUACUUGCUCCCCACCAUCAGAAGGGGAAAUGGUGUGCACUGAUAGUGGAGUCACUCCUAUUAUUAAUUUAGCAUCUAGCCAAAUUGUCCUGCUUGAGUCAAAAGGUAAAGCACUGCCGAAAGGUUUUCAUGGUUACAUAGUUCUGUCGAGGCAAGUUGUUUCUGUAGAAGCUGAAGGAGUGUUGGACCUUGCCCUGGAAGCCUACUCCAGAUCUGGUGAUACCACUACUGCACAAGGUCAUGUCCGUUUCUUGCCCAAAUUUUGCGGUAUAAGCCAGGAUAAAUGUUUUCUUGAUGAUGUCGAGGUAGUGAUUACUGUUGCUUGGUCCCUUGUUGCUACGAGCAAGCGGGAGGUGGUGUUAGAACGAGGUUUGUCUGAAUAUUGA